Messenger RNA from Ochotona princeps (American pika), 1095 nucleotides. RefSeq names its product mitogen-activated protein kinase 1. NCBI's taxonomy places the organism in Eukaryota, Metazoa, Chordata, Mammalia, Lagomorpha, Ochotonidae. Gene Ontology annotation, molecular function: ATP binding; MAP kinase activity. Gene Ontology annotation, cellular component: cytoplasm; nucleus. The record is from RefSeq and is a predicted model, not a curated record. Gene Ontology annotation, biological process: protein phosphorylation; intracellular signal transduction.
GGCCCGGCAGCCAACAUGGCGGCGGCGGGCGCGGGCCCGGAGAUGGUCCGCGGGCAGGUGUUCGACGUGGGGCACUACACCAACCUCUCGUACAUCGGCGAGGGUGCCUAUGGCAUGGUGUGCUUUGCUUAUGAUAACGUCAACAAAGUUCGAGUGGCUAUCAAGAAAAUCAGUCCUUUUGAGCACCAGACCUAUUGCCAGAGGACCCUGAGGGAGAUCAAGAUCUUGCUGCGUUUCAGACAUGAAUACAUCAUUGGGAUCAAUGACAUCAUCCGCGCACCGACCAUGGAGCAGAUGAAAGAUGUAUACAUAGUACAGGACCUAAUGGAGACAGAUCUCUACAAGCUCUUGAAGACACAGCACCUCAGCAACGACCAUAUCUGCUAUUUUCUUUACCAGAUCCUGCGAGGAUUAAAAUACAUUCACUCAGCUAACGUUCUGCACCGCGACCUCAAGCCUUCCAACCUGCUGCUCAACACCACCUGUGAUCUCAAGAUCUGUGACUUUGGCUUGGCCCGCGUUGCAGAUCCGGACCACGACCACACAGGGUUCCUGACAGAGUAUGUAGCCACCCGUUGGUACAGGCCUCCAGAAAUUAUGUUGAAUUCCAAGGGCUACACCAAGUCCAUCGACAUCUGGUCUGUGGGCUGCAUCCUGGCGGAGAUGCUCUCCAACCGGCCCAUCUUCCCGGGGAAGCACUACCUCGACCAGCUGAACCACAUUCUGGGUAUUCUUGGUUCCCCAUCACAAGAAGACCUGAACUGUAUAAUAAAUUUAAAAGCUAGAAACUAUUUGCUUUCUCUUCCACACAAAAACAAGGUGCCAUGGAACAGGUUGUUCCCAAAUGCCGACUCCAAAGCUGACUUGCUGGACAAAAUGUUGACAUUCAACCCUCACAAGAGGAUCGAGGUCGAACAGGCUCUGGCGCACCCCUAUCUGAAGCAAUAUUAUGACCCCAGUGACGAGCCCAUUGCCGAAGCUCCAUUCAAGUUUGACUUGGAAUUAGAUGACUUGCCCAAGGAAAAACUCAAGGAGCUCAUUUUUGAAGAGACUGCAAGAUUCCAGCCAGGAUACAGAUCUUAAAUUUGUCAGCUG